CUUGGAACAUCUUGUCCAACUUGAUUUUAUAUAUGAUGAAACUGAGACCAGGAAGGGAAAUGACUUGCUUAAAAUAACAAAGAUGUAGAUCUUCAGUCAUCUGAGUCCAAAUCUAGAGUUUUCUCUAUCACAGAAUGAGAAGCAACUAUCUCCAUUUUGUCAAUUUCUCACAUAUUUUUCCUUGCAGAUAUAUCAGGUGCAUGGGACCAGAAAACCAAACAAGUGUGUCAGAAUUCCUCCUUCUGGGACUUUCUGAGUUCCCAGAGCAGCACCUUCUCCUCUUUGAGCUCUUCCUCAGCAUGUACAUAGUCACUGUGGUUGGUAGUCUUCUCACCACACUGGCCAUUGGCUCUGAUUCCCAUCUCUAUACUCCCAUGUACUUCUUUCUCUCCAAUCUUUCCAUGGUGGAUGUGUGUCUAGUUACUACCUUGGUCCCCAAGAUGCUGGUGAAUCUUCUAACACACAAUAAGGCCAUCUCAUAUGCUCAAUGUUUUGCUCAAAUGUACUUCUUCAUGACUUUUGUUUCCACAGACAAUUUACUCCUCACUGCAAUGGCUUAUGACCGCUUUCUGGCCAUCUGUCACCCUCUACACUAUGUCACAAUAAUGAGUCCACAGAUUUGUGGUCUCCUGGUUCUGAUGUCAUGGACUAUUAGUUUUCUAAGUUCCAUCCUUCAAAUUCUAAUGGUAAUGCAGCUGUCCUUAUGUACAGAACAUGAGAUUUCCCACUUUUUCUGCGAUCUAUGUGAGGUUAUAAAACUCUCUUGUUCAGAUACCUUCAUUAAUACCAUAUUGGCAUAUUUUGUAACUGGUGUACUAGGUAUUCUCCCAUUUGCAGGAAUUCUUUUCUCUUAUAGUCAGCUCUGUUCCUCAAUAUUGAGAGUACCAUCACCUGGGAGAAAAUAUAAAGCCUUUUCUACUUGGGGAUCUCAUCUCUCUGUUGUUUCAUUAUUCUAUGCCACAGGACUUGGAGUGUAUCUGAGUUCUUCAGUUAUUCACUCCUCCUGGAAGAUCUUAGUUGCUUUGAUGAUGCACUCUGUAGUCACUCCCAUGCUGAACCCCUUCAUCUAUAGUUUAAGGAACAAGGACAUAAAGGAAGCCCUUAGGAGGUUCAUUAGCAGAACAGCUUCUUCUCAAUAA
Messenger RNA from Sarcophilus harrisii (Tasmanian devil), 1139 nucleotides. Its product is annotated as olfactory receptor 7D2-like. Gene Ontology annotation, cellular component: membrane. The record is from RefSeq and is a predicted model, not a curated record. The transcript has a single exon. Gene Ontology annotation, molecular function: olfactory receptor activity; G protein-coupled receptor activity. The coding region runs from base 135 to 1139 and encodes 334 amino acids. Lineage: Eukaryota; Metazoa; Chordata; Mammalia; Dasyuromorphia; Dasyuridae. Gene Ontology annotation, biological process: G protein-coupled receptor signaling pathway.